Molecule: messenger RNA, 919 nt
Organism: Acanthocheilonema viteae
Lineage: Eukaryota; Metazoa; Nematoda; Chromadorea; Rhabditida; Onchocercidae
Source: the annotation of a GenBank genome assembly
AUUGGUAAGUAAACUGCAAAAGUUAAAUCCGCACUGGAGCGGUGAUCGAUUAUUUAUGGAAGCAAGAAAAAUUGUUGGCGCAGAAGUUCAAGCUGUCACUUAUAGAGAAUUUUUACCAAAAAUUUUGGGAAAUGCAUUUGCGACAACGAUUGGUCAGUAUCGUGGAUAUAAUGUAAGCGUUGAUCCGAGUUUGGUUAAUGAAUUCAAUUCGGCAGCUUUUCGAUUUGGUCAUGGAAUGAUUCAAGAAAUUUAUCUUCGCCUUAAUCAACAUUUUCAUAAUACUUCGCUCGGAAGUUUUUCAUUUGUUGAAGGAACACAACAUACUGAUCGCUUGAUAUUUGGUGGUGGUAUUGAUCCGAUAUUACGUGGUAUGAUGAUGUUACCGGUGAAACGACCACAACGGCUUACAAAAUCAGUAACAGAAAAUAUGUUCGGUAAUACAGAUUUGGGUACUAUAAAUAUACAACGUGGUCGUGAUCAUGGCUUACCGUCAUAUACACGAUUUCGAGAAUUUUGUGGACUUUCACAUGCCACCACUUUUGAUGAUCUUUCACGAGAAAUUAUGAAUCCUGAAAUACGAGUAAAACUAAAAAAACUUUACGAUACACCAGAUAAAAUAGACUUGUUUGUUGGUGGCUUAUUGGAAGAUCCUGUUCAGAGAGGUUUUGUUGGACCAACUUUUGCAUGCAUUAUUGGACCACAGUUUCAAAGGCUACGUGAUGGUGACCGGUUCUACUAUGAAAAUCCAGGUAUCUUCACACGAGCUCAACUAAUCGAAAUUCGUAAAAGUAGCUUUUCUCGUUUACUAUGUGAUAAUGGUGAUAAUAUCAGUAAAGCACCACGCGAAGCAUUCCGAAUUGGGCAAAUGAUGUCAUGCGCACAAAUACCGGAAAUGGACUUAACAAAAUGGAAAGAAUAA